Molecule: messenger RNA, 141 nt
Organism: Caenorhabditis elegans
Lineage: Eukaryota; Metazoa; Nematoda; Chromadorea; Rhabditida; Rhabditidae
Gene: Y105C5A.10
Product: F-box domain-containing protein
Exons: 2
Coding region: 1-141 (46 amino acids)
Source: RefSeq, marked reviewed
AUGGCUACCGUCCCUUUUCUUAUUCUCCGUCUCCCAGAAUCUGCACUACAAAAGUCUCUGAAACAUAUGAGCCUAGCGGAACAUUUAUCUCUAUCAUUUCGUGUCGAACAACACUCAAAAACUCAUCACAUCGUUGUAUAG